AUGACGCCGCCCGCUAGCCAGAUCAACAAGGACAACCAAACCCCCGACUUGACACACCUUCAUCCCGGGGCCCUGCCAGCCCUGAAACUGACCCUCUCCCCAGGGACAGUGCUGCCCAGCCCUGCAUCCGUGUGGUUCGAAGCAGAGUUUUUCCGCCACAUCCUCCACUGGACGCCCAUCCAGAAUCCCUCGGAAAGCACUCACUAUGAAGUGGAGCUGCUGAGGUACGGGAUGGAGCCCUGGAGGUCGGUGCCCAACUGCAGCCAGACCCCGGUGCCGGCCUGCGACCUCACCAUGGCCACGCUGGACCUGUACCACAGCAACGGCUACAAAGCCAAAGUCCGGGCCGUGGACGGAGGCCGGCGCUCCAACUGGACUGUCACCAAGACCCGCUUCUCCAGGGAUGAAGGUGCUUCCCCCGCGGGGCCCAGAGCUCGGCUUUGGGGGUCCCGUACAGACACCUACGAGAGCAUCUUCCCCCACUUCCGCGAGUACGAGGUCUCCAUUCGCAAGGUGCCUGAAGACUACUACGAGCCCGCAAACAAGAAGGUGAAACACGAGAACUUCAGCUUCCCGACCAACGGCGAGUUUGGGGAGUUCUGUGUCCGGGUGAAGCCGGCUGUGGCCUCGCGCCUGAACAAGGGGAUCUGGUCGAAGGAGGUGUGCCUCCUGCUCACCUGGCAGUAUUUCACCGUGACCAACCUCAUCGUCUCCUUCACCCUCGUCCUGCUGCUCUGCGGGGCCGUGGCCCUCCCCCUGUCCCAGGGUGGGGCGAGUGGGCAGAAGGAACCCGUUGUGAGGGGCAAGAAAGUCAGCAUUAAGCGGUUUCUCCUGGGGCUCUGGGCAGCCAGCGUCCUGGUCUUCGGGACGCCCAGUCCCUUCAGCCCCGCCAGCCAGCUCCCCCGCCCGGAGACGCGAGACACCAUCCAUGCCAUCGAUGAGCAGGCCCUCGCCAAGGUGUCCCCAGAGCUGAGGAACUCCGAGCUGCACGGCAGCACCGACAGCGGCUUCGGCAGUGCCAAGCCGUCCUUGCAGACUGAGGAGCCCCAGUUCCUCCUCCCGGACCCCCUCUCCCAGGCCGGGAGCACCCUGGGAAAGGGGGCCUCCCUGGAGCCCGAAAGCAGCUGCAGCAGUGCCAGCACUGACAGCGGCAUCUGCCUGCAGGAGCCCAGCCUGAGUCCUGGCACGGAGCCCUGGGUGCAGCAGGCGGGGGGCCAGGGCCAGGACGACAGCGGCAUUGGCCUCGCCCACCACUCCGAGGGGCAGCCUGCGGAUGGACGGGCUGACUCAGCCUUGGGCCAUGUCGGUCCCCUGGGGCCUGAGGCGACGGAGGGAGAAGACCCGGCUGUGGUGGAGUUUCAGGGCUACCUGAAACAGACCAGAGGCAGGGAGGAGCAGGCAGCCACGGCGGGCUGCCUGGAAGAAGAGGCCUCCUCAGCCGAUGGCCUUGUCCCCCACCUCAGGAUGUGCCUGGAUGCCAAGGAAGCCUGGUCCCCACCAGCCUUGGACAAGGGCUACUUGAAACAGGACCCCCCAGAAGUGGCUCUCGCUCCCUCAGGGGCCCUGGCUGGACAAUGGAACCCCGCAACUGAGGAAUGGUCACUCCUGGGCUUGACUAGCUGUGGGGACCUGGGGACAUCUGAGUGGAGCUUUGCCCAGGAUCUCGCCCCUCUAGGCUGCGUGGGGGCCCCGGGCGGCCUCCUGGGCAGCUUCGAUGCAGACCUGGUCACCCUGCCCCUGAUUUCCAGUCUGCACGCCAGUGAGUGACUCAGAAGAAGGGGCUGCCUUUGACUUCAGCCAUGCCCUGCGGGUCUGAGGAGGGGCCCAGGUCAGAGAAGGCAUGAUGCCAGCCUGGGCGCUGCUCUCCGCUAUGCCAGGCCCUGCAGGUUCUGGCGGAGCCUCCUCCCUCCCGGAACUCUGCCUGUGACAAGGGUUGUUUGCUCAGGGAAUCGGGGUUUCCUGGAGUUGGGGUGAGGCCGCCGGACUGAAGUCAGUUCCCAGCCAGGCCUUGCCCCGAAGCCAGGCUUGUGUCAAGGCCUCACAGCAGGCUCAUGUCUAGGGGCAAAGGCGAGAGCAGUGACCACGUGUGCCUCAGCUGGCCCCCACCCGGCCUGGGAAGGUCCCGGAAGGAGCUCCCGCAUCGCAGGCCUCCCAGGUCAGCUCUCAGGACGGAGCCGGUGGGGGAGGAAAGGAACUGAGCCCCGAAAGGGCCUGUGGCUCAGAACCCGCCCUCCGGGUGUCCUGUCCGUGUGCAGAUACCUCCCUCUCCCCAGCAAGGAGAGUGGCUGCUCUGGGGUCCCUACCGAGGCCACCCCGCCUCCCCCCGGGCCACACCCCUGACAGCAGCAGUGAAACCUCGGCAAUUUGCAUUGGUCACAUCUCAGCCUGCAGGCAGCCCCUGGGUGUGGGCACCAGCUGGUCUGCCCCGAGGCUGAGGUUGGCACCUGCCCGUGUUUGCCGCUGACGCCCAGCUGCGGACCCAGAGGACGGGGUGCGGGCUGUGCGCCCUGCUCUCCAUGCUCAGCUGCACAACCUGGCCUCCCCUCAGGUCUGCUCCCAUCAGUGAAAUGAAGGACUCGCCGUUGGAAGCUGGCCCCUGCGGCGACAUUGCCGGCCGGGCCGGGCCGGGCUGGGCCGGGUGGGAGGAAGGUACCGCGGGCCUGCGGCCUGCACACAGCCAGCUUCCUUCUCGCACGGAGAGGACCCGAGCGGACGUCCAGGCUUCAGGCCCGAGAACUGCAGGCCCGGCAGGGGCAGGUGUGCGCCCGGCUCCCCGUGAGUCUGGAACAUGAAUUCACAGCCGCUUACAGUCCGUGGGCAAAGAGCUGGGCGGGCGGCGGGCGGGGCUGCCCCUGUCAUCCGCGGCCUGCACUCCAGGGGCAGCUGGGAAUAGAUGUUCCGGCGCGGGGAGUCCAGCCAGAACGCUCCACUCGGCCAGGCAGCGCUAGGCCCAGCCUGGGACCAGCUCCCUCUGCAGACAGGCCUGAGGGCGGGCUCCUCGGGCUCCGGGCCAGGCUUUUUUUUACCGUUGUGUUAUUUAUUGAAGAACCGCGUUGCGCAGUAAAGAGUUCUGGGAACUCCAAGAGCCUCCAAGUUCUCAUUCAGCUCCCCUGUGUCUCGCUGUGUGACCUCGGGCAGCCCCGUCCUCCUCCGUUUCAUCUGUGAAACUAGAACAUAGGCCUGGCUCGUCUCAGUCCUGGGCGUGCGGUUCUGUGGGGGAAGCAGGUGUCAUGUGCCUGGGACACAGCUGUGUGAAUGAGUGAUGUCGUUUUAUUCCAGUAAAUUGUCAGGGCCACAAGAA
Molecule: messenger RNA, 3301 nt
Organism: Myotis davidii
Lineage: Eukaryota; Metazoa; Chordata; Mammalia; Chiroptera; Vespertilionidae
Gene: IL10RA
Product: interleukin 10 receptor subunit alpha
Molecular function (GO): protein binding
Source: RefSeq, a predicted model, not a curated record